Coffea arabica (coffee) is the source of this 3768-nucleotide messenger RNA. Lineage: Eukaryota; Viridiplantae; Streptophyta; Magnoliopsida; Gentianales; Rubiaceae. The record is from RefSeq and is a predicted model, not a curated record.
CAGAUGAUUAAGCAGUAAAGACAUGGUACCAUUUUUUGGCAGCUACAAUUGGGUUUUUAUUGGGUGUUCUGAUAUGGGUUUGCUCCGUUUGUCUUUGUUCGUAUGUGAAAUUUUGUAUUGUAUUUGGGUUUCUGAUGACAAAACGGGAAAAGGGGAACAGAAUCUAGUCCUUAGUCGAUAUUGUUAAUUUAUUCUUUUCCACCAAAUAAAGUCGGAAUGGAUUGAUCGUUAUGAGCUAGUUCUGUUAAUUGAUUUGUUUGUAAUGUUUACUUGCAGAUUGGCCUAUGAAGAUAUGAAUUUUUCGUUUGUUUGAAUUUUUUUGUUUGGUUUUUGUCUUGAUUGUUAUUUGAUGGUUGAUGUUUUUAUGCAAUAUAUGUGGGUUUCUUGGUUUUCUGUCGAAUAAGUUGGUUAUAGGAUGAUUUUGGAGAAGCCAAUUUUAUUUGCUUUGGUUAAGGAGUAAAUUGGUGGGAACCUUUUUCCGUUUAUAAUCAAGAGCUUUUGAUGCCAUAUUUUGCGGAAAGUUUGUCCUUUGACCAUCCUUUUUUUUUUUCAAUUUUUUUUUUCUUUUCGUUUUUAUUCCUGUCCUUUACUGGUUUCGUCAUUCUAUUGAACAGUAUUUGUGGUAUGCUGAUUCUUAUAUGACUUGCUUUUGUAUUUGAGUGUCUAUAAUCAUAUGAUCAUUAAUCAUAAUGGUGGUAUUCUGUAAUAAGCCACUUUUGUUUGUGUAUUAUGUGAUAUUUGACUGCAACUCUCUUUUUCCAGAAACUGCAUGUAUCUAUUUGUAUGAGGAAAUUGAAGGUUGCUGUAUGAUUUCCAUAUCCGUGUUUUCUACAGGAAUUUCUUGUGUUUAAGCUCUUCAAUUAGUUUGGAGGAGCUCUUGCGUUUUGUAUGUAAGUAUUGUUAGUUGCUGUGUCGUUUUAAUCUGUGCCUGUUGCUAUAGUAAGGACAGAUCUCCAGUGAGACUUUAUGGUACCUGAACUCUGGCUUACCUUAAUGGAAGAUGGAUUGCCUUGUUGUUUACGUACCUCAUUUACAUGCUGUGCCCUACUAUCUGAUCCUAGUGAUGUGGAAUGGCCUUCCCUCCCCAUAGUUAUUAGGCAGUAAAACCACAGCUAGGAUGCAGUUUAUGAGUUGAGUUUUGCUGCUCCUUUAUGGUAAUUUGAUUGUUAUUAAUGUAGGAAAAGAAUUUAGCUAAUUAAUGAUAAUUAUCAUUUCAUGUCUGAUUGGGUUCUUUAUCUAGAACUUUCCUCUAGGUGCAUAUGAAUACCGAAGAAUGUUUUGUGACCUACAAUAAAUCAUUGACUGAGCUGAUUUCUUGGGCAAAAAUACUAUGUGGAUUUUUCCCUCCACUGGCAUUUCUGCCUGUCUUUUUUGUUUCAAUGUUGCUUCCCUCUUGAAGAUGAGUCACGCUUAUUAUUCUGUUUUCCCUUCUAUUGAAUAUGACUUCUCGUGUUUAUUAUAACAGGAAUUUCUGAGUGUACGUAAUUACUCCCAGUUUGUUAUAUGAGAUGCUUGCUUCCUGAAUUUAAUCUGGAAUCUACUUGUAUAGUACAUUAGUUCUUGUUACUCGAUAAUUUGAAGCUUAACUUUGCUGGAAUUAAUUGCUGCUAUAUUUUUCAUUGGUAAACCACGAUUAAUUGUUUUAAUACUUGUCUAAAUGCUGUUCAACUACAACUUUUUUUUUUUUUUUGGAAAAUAAUCUCUUUUCGCUUGUAAGGGAGAGCUGGUUUUAUGUUGAUUUAGAUGUCAAACCUAUAUGAAGGUCUUGACUGCUUCAAUAUGUUAUUGCUCAUACAGGAAUAAGGGUAGAUAGUAAAGUAAGAUGGAUGAGUUUUCUGGUAAGAGACACAGAGUUGGGGUGGUUGUCCCCAGAAAAGGAUCUAGACUUGUUUCCAGGGAUACCAUUGAUAAAAGAGAUCAAAAUGCUGAAUUUUGCAAUCGUCUUGGAUGCAAUGGAAGACUUAAAUAUGGAAAGAGUAAUCAAAGUGAUUGUGCUGACAAAUCCAAAAAUAUAAGGCCUUCCUGUCAUUCUUCAAAUGGCAAGCAGACUACUAGGAGCUCCCCAGAGACUUGUUUUCCAAUUAAUAAUGGAAGAAAAUCACGACGUGAUUCUGAUUCUUUUAGGAAAUCUUUGUCUAACUUAGACAAUGAUUCUGCAGAAUCUUGUGGUGUUCGGUGUGAGCCAGAUGUUACAGAACACAUCCCUUUAGUAAAUAGGAAUAACACGGUACUGCAGCCUGAUUUACAAGAUUCAAGUGCUGGUAAAGUCACACUGACAGAAGUAGGGAGUUCAAGCACAGGAUCAAGUAAGAAAUCUCAUAUAGUAUUUCGUCACAAGCCUCCGUCUGGCUGUCAAAAUCCUCUUCCUGGUCCCUCUGUUACAUCUGUUAUUUCUACAUCAAAUAGCAUGGCUUCAGGGUCUAGGAACUACAAUGGGAGUCGGUAUGGUUUAAGAAAUUUAAGAUGCAACUCAAUAUCUGAUGUUAUCCCACGAGGUGGUUCAGCCUCAGAAUCUAAGGUUAAGAGGGAUGUUUUAAGAAAAAGAAGUCCUGAAGCACAAAGUAGUACAUCUUCUUCAGGAAGAAGAGGUAGCAUGGCUCGUUCUGAAGAUGGACAUGUCUCCGCCUUCAAUACAGGAAUCUCUGUCACUGGCUCAAGACAUGGUAGAAGCUGGGUUUCAAAUAGUGAUUCUCACACUGCACCUCUGAGGACUCGGAAGGCAUUGAACUCAAAUACUAGGAUUGGGCUUUCAAAUCUUGACAACAGAAAUGCUUUAUUAACCAGUGAAUCCAGUAGCGGUAUUGCACAAUUAUCUAGACCUGAAACUCCUAAUAGUGCUAAUUUACAUAGUUUAUCUUAUCAAUCUUCCAUGGAAGGUUCUUCAAAUGCUUCAAGCUCCUGUAGACUAUCUGCGAGAACUGGUAUAAUGUCCUUGACGCCCACAGAACAUGGUAUUACUCAUGCUUUGUGGCGACGUAACCUGAAUGGAGUUGCUGAGGUACUACUAGCUCUUGAGAGAAUUGGACAAGAUGAAGAGUAUGAGGAAUUACUUGCUUUGGAGAACGAUUUAUUUCUUGGCCACCUUAACUUCUACGACCAGCACAGAGAUAUGAGAUUAGACAUUGAUAACAUGUCGUAUGAGGAAUUACUUGCUUUAGAGGAGAGGAUGGGUACUGUGAGCACAGCACUCUCAGAAGAGGCAUUUGCUAAAUGCAUCACGAAAAGCAUAUACCAGACUGCUACGGCAGAUGUUGGGGCUGCUGGAUGUAGUGAGGAUGAAGCUGAUAUUAGAUGCAGUAUUUGCCAGGAAGAGUAUGUAGCUGGUGAUGAAAUUGGGAAGCUGGGAUGUGAACAUGGUUAUCACUUGGUAUGUAUACACCAGUGGUUACGGUUGAAGAAUUGGUGUCCCAUUUGCAAGGCUUCAGCUGCACCAUCCCAGUCUUCUUUGUCGUCCUAAGCUCAACUGCCAAGCUAUACAAGGACACUAAAUAACAUACCCAUGUACAAAUUACAGAGUCUGGUCAUGCUUUUGCACCGCCUUCCUCUUCUCAUUUUUUCCCUUCUGACGUAAAUAGUUUCUUAGCUACAUUCAGUUUAGUAAGCAAUAACUGAUUUCUAAGUGGAAAUUUAGGUGGCAGGGUAAAAGAUAGGAUAGGAGAGUUAAGAUGUUGAUACUCCUUGGAAAAUUGUUUACAUCUAAAAUAAUGUAACAUUUGUGUCUUUCUAAAACUCUAUAAAGUAAACAUGAUUUCUAUUCCAUUGAACAAA